AUGGCGAGCCAAACAGGUGCGAAGGAGGAGGCUCCGAUGCAGAUGAAGACGGCGAUUGUGCCGCAGUGGACGCGCUUCCUUGCCGGUGGCGUGGCAUCUGCUACCGCCGAACUCCUGACGCUGCCCAUUGACAUCACCAAGGUGCGGCUGCAAGCGCAGCGUUCUGGCCCCACCACGGGGAGCAAGCCGUUGGUGCAUUACAAUGGCAUGUUCCAUGCUGCGCAGACCAUGAUCAAGCAGGAAGGUCCCGGUGCGCUCUGGAACGGAGCUACGCCUGCGCUACUGCGCCAAGUUUCGUACACGAGUAUUUGUAUGGUGUUAUACGAACCAUUGCGUAACGCCUUCGGAGCCAACGCGAUUCAGGGAGCGAACCGUGAAGUUCCAUUCAUUAACAAGUGCCUGGCAGGAGGAUGUGCCGGCGCUAUUGGUAUCAGCAUUGCCAACCCUGUGGAUGUUAUCAAGGUGCGAAUGCAGGCAGAUCGCUCAGGAAAGCUCUACCGCAGUGUAGGUGAUGCAUUUGCCGUGAUUUACCGACGGGAAGGUAUGCGUGGAUUUCUCCGUGGCAUGCCGCCCAACAUUCAGCGUGGUUUUAUCGUGAAUGCUGCCGAGCUCAGCACUUACGACCACAGCAAGGAGCAAUUGAUCUCUUCUGGGUUGCUCAAGGAGGGCGUGUUAGCACAUACUGGUGCCAGUUGCGUGGCAGGCUUUGCUGGUGCGGCUGCAUCUAACCCAAUCGACGUGGUGAAAACGCGUCUAAUGAGCCAGCCAACCGACACGCAUGGCAAGGGGCUUCAUUACAGGGGCAUGAUGGACUGCGUGCGAAAGACGUUCAACGAGGGUGGCGCGAGCGCAUUUUACAAGGGCUUUAUCCCGAACUGGAUGCGGAAGGCGCCUUGGUGUAUCGUAUUCUUCGUCACGUACGAGAAAUACCGCGCAGCUCUGGCGCCCACUGACGGGCAGUAG
This is a messenger RNA of Peronospora farinosa, 963 nucleotides long. The record is from the annotation of a GenBank genome assembly. Lineage: Eukaryota; Oomycota; Peronosporomycetes; Peronosporales; Peronosporaceae.